CGAAAGUAGACGUUGCUGAGGAUACAAAGGCAAAGCAAAAAAAGAGCUCCAACAGAAAGCCUGCUUUAAAAAAGAAAGCAACAAUGAAUGGUAAAGUGUUUGUUAGACCGACAGUAAAUGCAGUUCCGUCGCUUAAUUGUUCAGAUGCAAAAUACAACUGUUGAUUGCAAAUUUUUUUUAGAAUUGACGCAAUCAAAAGAAAAUAAUCUACAAGAACUUAAUGAAAAUGAACAGAAAAAUCGCAAACGUGUUCAAAAUCUCUGUUGCACGUGCAAUAAGGAAUGUGAAAUAACAUCAAAAACAGCAGUGCUUUGUAGCAAAUGCAAACUAUGGUACCAUGCUAACUGCGAGGGACUCAAACCCAACGAAAUGAAAAUUCUGGAAAAAGAGUUCUCUCAAGACUACAUUUGCGAGACUGAUUGUGCAAACCAAAACGGCCAUUUUGAUUACGACUCGUCCAUAUCGCGGCUAGAGUCACGAUUACCUUCUGCUACGAAACUGGAAAAGAUACUCUUGAGGAAUUAUCCGCUAACCAGUGGAUCCAAAGUAUUCGAACUGGAUAUCGACGGCAAAAAGGAAGAUAAAAUUUCCAAAAACAUUCUUAGCAGUGUUGGUAAGAAUAUCAGUUUAAACAUAUAUAUGAAAACUAAAUGAAAUAAAUGAAAACGAACUUUUUGUUGUUUCUGCAGUGUCAGAAAUAAAUAUGAAACUAGUUUUUUUACAUUUCGUGCACUUAAAUUGGGUACGACUCGGCUACGGUAUCUUCUUAUUGGCUAUGAGUACUUACAGUUAAUCACUAUGGGAAGUAUUAACCUGUACAGAUAGCUGAGUUAGUUAUAGGUGGAUCCAACAAUAUCUUAUAUACAUUCUCUAAUUGUCUAAGAAACAGGUAGAGCAAGUGGCCGAAAACCUGCUUGGGUGUCAUCCAAAGGUACUAGCAGUCUUUUUGAUGCCCUAUCAGUUGCCACUUAUGGAGAUGAGUCGUGUGCGAAAGAGUUACACGUAAGAACGCGCAUAGAAUUGUCUGCUGGUAUGAAAUUUUACAAAACUGAGUACGACACAUCAGGUUUAAACAACAUAACUAAAGAUAAAGAGUUGCAGGAGUUCAAGGAGUUCAGGGAAUCAUCAUUGAAUUUUAUACAAGCAGCUGCAACAGUGCUCCAAAGAAAUAUCGAGUCCGUUUGUCCUGCAGUCAGUAAAAAAAACAAGUGUGUUGAAGUACUUAACAGACAGUUUAAACCGCGACGUAAAAUUGUCGGCGGUGAAAGUCGCACUGUUUACAUAAUGUGGACCAGCACGUCUCCGAAGCAGAAUGAAUCCUGGACCCCAAACCAUUUUGUUCCACUCCUCCAGGUUUGUGAUUCUAAAAUAGCUGCCAAGAGACUGGCUGAACUAAAAAAAAAGAUGAUCACACCAGAUCAUGAUCCAGAUAUGAUCAUAACAUUAAAGCCCAAUGACGAUGGCUACAAGAUGUUAAAGUAUUUUCCAGGAAAU
Messenger RNA from Paramuricea clavata, 1494 nucleotides. NCBI's taxonomy places the organism in Eukaryota, Metazoa, Cnidaria, Anthozoa, Malacalcyonacea, Plexauridae. The record is from the annotation of a GenBank genome assembly.